AACGGUUUGGAACAGAUCGAAUCCUGAAAUAUGCAUCGUUCAACGGUUGUCGGGACGCAAGAAGAAACGGACGUACCAUGCCCGGCAGCAGUAAUAGACAUCGCGCUCAGGCAGUGGGCCUGACAUGCGCACGGCGGAGCCGAGGACCUUCCCGAUGCGUCCGUCCUCAAUCACCCGCUUCAGCUCGUGCGUCAGCGGGCCGACGCGACCUUGCAGCGCAAUCAUCGUCCGCCCUCCAGCGCGCUUUGCUGCAUCCGCCAACUCUCUCGCGCGUCCCGCAUUCUCUGCCAGCGGCCACUCAACGAACACGUCCUUUCCGGCUUUGACAGACGGGAACACGGUCUCAAAGUGCUUGUCGACGCGCGUGCAGCAGACGACAAGCUGAACGACCGGGUCGGCGGCGACUUCCUCGGGCGAAGCGUAGGCACGUGUCUCAGCGGGCAGAUUGAAGUUCUUGAUCGCGGCGAGGGUGGAUUCUGUGGACGAGUUGAGCAGUCCGAUGAUGGUGUAGCGGGAUCGUCCGUGGGCGGAAAGGAGGUAUGGGAUGUGUGCAGAGGAGGCCCAGGAUGUGGCCGCGUUGGCAGAUAAUCCGAUGAGAACAGUGCGAAUGGGGGACAUCUUGUGCGAACUUCAGAUGUCGACAUCCGAGGAUGUACCAGGUUUACUAUUGUUCGCAAUUGACAGGUGUUUCUGCACCAUAGAGGUGUUUUCGGUCUGUAGAGCCGGCCAAUGCAUGUAUUGCCUUCGGUUU
Molecule: messenger RNA, 751 nt
Organism: Mycena citricolor
Lineage: Eukaryota; Fungi; Basidiomycota; Agaricomycetes; Agaricales; Mycenaceae
Source: the annotation of a GenBank genome assembly